Messenger RNA from Trichoderma citrinoviride, 1719 nucleotides. RefSeq lists its product as hypothetical. The record is from RefSeq and is a predicted model, not a curated record. Bases 1 to 1719 code for a protein of 572 amino acids. Lineage: Eukaryota; Fungi; Ascomycota; Sordariomycetes; Hypocreales; Hypocreaceae. The transcript has 2 exons.
AUGCAGCAGGACGAUGCAGGCGACGGGACCAUAUCAUCUCCCAUGACCACAUCCAUGGUAGCCUCGUUUCUCAACACCACCUCGAGUCCCGUCUCUCCCGGCCCGUCAAGCCCAUCGUUCCAGAUGGCCAAGAGCACGUCCUUUAUACCGCCCGCGCGGCCCAGCAGUACGCCGUUCCCGCAUCCCGAAACCCGAAACCCCCAAAUCUGCUGCCUGGACGAUUCAGAGUCCAGCUCCGAUGGCAGUGGCUGGGACAAGUCCUCGACCGAGCCCGUUGACGCUGCGUCCGGAAGACCGCUCGCGCGGCAUUUCGACGAACUUCCCACUGAAGUUCAUGAGGCGAUCCUCGACCACAUAUUUGGAUACUGUGUGUCUGCUACGUCAAGAAGUACAAUGCGAAUAUCGAGUCUGACGAGGGGCUGGAGCACGGCUCUUCGCCAUUCGCGGAGGCGAGAGCUCACUGCAUUGGCUCUGGUCAACCGCGUGUGGAGGGUCUUGGUCCAGCAGAGGCUAUUCCGGCACAUCAAGCUCAAGGCGACGCUUGAUUCCAUCAACAACGCAAUGGACUUUUUGGUCGAGCGGCCCCAUCUCGCCGAGUACGUCAAGCACAUUGAGACUUGGUUCCCCGUCUUCCAGCCAACAUACGGGCCGUUGGCCUUGUCGAAUACUCUCACGCUUCCUACCGUGACCACAGAUGGCCUUACCAAUGCCACAUACACGCUCCCGGGAAACAACUGCACUCUCGACCAGGUAUUCAUGUUCGUUGCCGCCGCGCUUCCAGAGACUAAAGUGCUUACGCUGGAAGGCGGAGAGCGGCGCAAGGCACCUGGAGUGGUCCAUUUCGACAUGAGCACGGGCCCGCCCAUCGAGGAACGACGGCUGGAGCCUCUCGUCUCGGUGCGCACUCUGGUGACUAAGGGACAGUGGAAUCUCAUGAGGGACGACGAGGACUUUAAAUUUCUCAUGAGGGCAUUGCCCAACCUGGAGGAGUGGCAGGGAUCCUAUAGCAAGCCCAAGUCCAAGACCUACAUCACAGCAUCCGAGUUCAUCCCGCUCUUGCCUAAGCACGUUACGAAUCUGAAUCUCUGCAUGGAAAGCGACUACCGGCGAGAAGGAGUCAUGCCGGCAUUCUACUACAAGGUGGUGCAAAAAGCUCAUCUCUGUUCCAGUCUGGCUUUCAUCUUACCAUCACUGGAGCACUUUGUAUACACCGGCCGUAUCUGCCACCAUUUCUUUUAUGAUGCAGCGCGCUAUGCAGAACACCAGACGACGAGCCUUAGAUCCGUCGACAUCACCGUCAAGAACUGUUGCCGCCAGUCCUUUAGCUUUCACGAUUCCGGCUCUGGUAUCCAGGACAUGGCAUUCAUCGAGGCGUUCGAGAAGCUUGUCCUCUCCGCGGUCCGCUCGAUGGAGAGAUUCAAGAAGCUGGAAUACCUCAGAAUUCGAUUUGUCGACUUAGAUUCCGUCUUGCCGCCUCUGAACCCAUAUUUCUUGGUGCAGGGCGGGAAGUGCACUGGAGUAUGGAGCGACGUUAUUCUCGCCGAAAUGAACAGGGUCCGGCCUGACGUCACAUUUCCGGGGUUGAGCGAUAGCUUCGGCAACAUCGUCUACAGUAAGGAUGGUCGGAUGGUCAUUGCCCCUGAGCCGUGCAAGACGCGCAUCACCUCUCUCAAGCUGGCCAACUAUCGAUCGCUUGCCACUCGGAUUACGAUUCAGUAA